AUGGCAAGAACAACUAGAGGUCGCCAAAGGAUUCAGAUGGCUAAGAUGGACAACGAGAGUAACCUUCAAGUUACCUUCUCAAAGCGCCGAUCUGGCCUUUUCAAGAAGGCAAGCGAGCUCAGCACCCUCUGUGGUGCAGAUGUUGCGCUGAUUGUCUUCUCACCAGGCGAGAAGGCCUUCUCCUUUGGUCACCCUAAUGUCGACACCGUGCUCGAUCGAUUCCUCAAUGGCAACGAGCUGCCCCAGCAGACCGCUGGCACGGCGCAGCUCAUUGAGGCUCAUCGCAACGCCACUAUUUGCGAGCUCAACGUGCAGCUGACUGAGGUGCUUGGCCAACUUGAAAUGGAGAAGAAGCGUGGCGAGGAGCUCAAGAAGGCGGUAAGGACUAACCAGGAAAGCCACUGGUGGGAGAGACCAGUCGAUGAGCUGAGUGUGCCACAACUUGAGCAGUUGAAGAUCUCGCUGUUUGAGCUCCGGAAGAACGUCAGCAAGGAGACGGAGCAGAUGGUGAUCCAGGCAACCAACACUCAGCCAUUCUUUGGAGCAAGCUCGAGCCAUGGACCGCCUAUUCCUUUCCAAUCGCAGAAUGGAACCAGCGCUCCAGUGAUGCCGCCCAACCCUCAUCAAUACAACUUUGGAUUUGGAUCCGGAUAUUUUUGA
This is a messenger RNA of Eucalyptus grandis, 660 nucleotides long. RefSeq names its product agamous-like MADS-box protein AGL62. Gene Ontology annotation, molecular function: protein dimerization activity; RNA polymerase II cis-regulatory region sequence-specific DNA binding; DNA-binding transcription factor activity, RNA polymerase II-specific. Gene Ontology annotation, biological process: positive regulation of transcription by RNA polymerase II. The record is from RefSeq and is a predicted model, not a curated record. The transcript has a single exon. Bases 1 to 660 code for a protein of 219 amino acids. Lineage: Eukaryota; Viridiplantae; Streptophyta; Magnoliopsida; Myrtales; Myrtaceae.